GCUGUCUUCUGCAUUUAGCUCAUCAUAUCAAUGUUGCUGCUGGGGUCGGUUUCUCGGGACCCCCAUCCCACGCGUCUCGCUGUCUACUAGGAUUUGUCUGCAGACCCUGGCCGCAUGAGUCGGGACGUAGUGAGUAUAGUUUCAUGGUUUUAUACUGCCAUCUCCUGUCGGAUACUAAUUGAGAGAUACUUCAAGAGUCCGCUGCUCAGGUAUGCCUGUCAUCACCGCGCAAGCUUUCCAACCUUCGCUUUUUGACGCCCAUCAACAUGCGAGGCGAAGUAAUUGGGCAGAAAGCCAGCCCGGGGUUAUCCUUGUUUUUGUUAUUGUUUUUCUCGUUGGUUUCGGCAUUCUUGGAAUCAUAGUCCAUAAGGCGUGGGAGGCUCGCAGGGCCGAGAGGGCUGAGUGGACUGUUGAAGAGAUCAAGGAUGAUGUUUAGCGUACACUGGCAUAAUACUUGCAUCGCAGCCUCAUUUUCUACAAGUGAAUUUUUAACCGGUUGGGACUGCAGGGUAUAACUAGUGUAGGAUAUCGUUCGCUAUCGAAAGUACUUUGCGCAUCACCAAGAAAAACACAAAAAGACCAGUGACUGCUACAUAUUUUAUCUACC
Molecule: messenger RNA, 607 nt
Organism: Aspergillus pseudonomiae
Lineage: Eukaryota; Fungi; Ascomycota; Eurotiomycetes; Eurotiales; Aspergillaceae
Exons: 1
Coding region: 212-436 (74 amino acids)
Source: RefSeq, a predicted model, not a curated record